This is a messenger RNA of Eurytemora carolleeae, 746 nucleotides long. RefSeq lists its product as uncharacterized. NCBI's taxonomy places the organism in Eukaryota, Metazoa, Arthropoda, Copepoda, Calanoida, Temoridae. The transcript is spliced from 5 exons. The record is from RefSeq and is a predicted model, not a curated record. Bases 1 to 660 code for a protein of 219 amino acids.
AUGGAUAGAUCCAGGAAAGAUAGAUCCAGGACAGAUAGAUCCAGUAUGAAUAGAUCCGGGAUGGAAAGAUCCAUGAUGGAUAGAAAUAGGACGGAUAAAUCCAGGAUGAAAAGAUCCAGGACAGAUAGAUCUAGGAUGACUGUAUCCAUGAUGGAUAGAUCUAGGAUGGAUAGAUCCAGGACGGAUAGAUCCAGGACAGAUAGAUCCAGGACAGAUAGAUCCAGGACAGAUAGAUUCAGAACGGAUAUAUCCAGGACGAAUCAACCCAGGAAGGAAAGAUUUAUAGGACGGGUUCAGAUAGCGGAGACCUCCUUAGAAGUUCCUACGGAGAAACCAAAGGAUUCUCCGGCUCCGGAGUCUGGUUCCGUCCUAUCCGAGUCUAGCCCUGUCCUGUCGGAGCAGGAUUCUAACUCUCAGGACAGCUCCAAGUGUAUAGUGUGUAAGAAGAACAACCCUACGAAGCGAUGCACUAAACGUCACCCUAAGUGUAUGAAGAAGAUGUACUGCAAUGAGACCUGCGAGUCGUUGGACCACAAGAAGAAGGAGGAGGGGGGCGCUGUUGUCAAGGUUGGCCAGAAGAAGGUCGAGAUAAAGAAGAAGAAACCUAAAGGAAAAACCCCAAAGCCUGGCAGUGGUGAGUUUUGGUGGAAUAGCAGCUAAGAAACCUUCUUAUUUCACUUAUUUCAUAAUUGGAUAUUUUUCUUUUUUAAUUUUUGAUGUUUUCAUGUUAUAUUAAUAUGAUAUUU